AUGACGACAUCAAAUCUUUACAAGCUGUUCAAUAAAAACGUAGCAGCGACGGAUCAUGACGAAAACAAUAAUACGCUUCUUAACGGAAACCUACAACCGCCUCACAAUGAAACCGACGAUGGCAUAGAAUUUGGCAGCAACAACAACUACUAUACGAUGCAAAAGUAUUAUUUGGGAGCAACAACAGCUACUAGAACUCUGAAGCACCAUGAUCGACUGUUCGUCGGUUAUGGCGACGAGAAAUCCGAUGAUACGAGCAAUACUUUGGCAUCAAUGAGCCCUGACAAAGCGAUCAUUUCACUUGAGCAGCGAAGAAUUUUUCCUCGGGUCGAUUUUGUGCGACGUUUGCCACGCGAGCUGGUGUACGAGAUUUUCUGCUACAUUAAUUUCCUUGGUUUUGCGACAUGUACCCACGUCAGUAAAGCAUGGCGAGCGAUUCUGAUGAAUGACGUUUGGGCACGACGAUUUACUAGUUUCUGCUCCGCAUACCCGUUCAACAAGCUAACUCCAGAAGAGCAAAGAUUAAUACGUCAUGGAUUAUCACGUGAAAGGCAACAGCGACGCGGGCAAGAGGACACUACUACUAUGGUUGUUAUAAGGGCGCAGACCUAUGAUCGGACUCGGGCGCUCGUCGCUAUGGGCAAUUGUGGGUUGCAUGCAGUUGACCUCAAUGGCUCUCUGGACGAUGCAGAAACAGUGGUCCGAGCAAAUCAAAAGACUCUCAAGGAGCUAAAUGUUUCAAUUUUGAUGUCGUCACCAUCGUCUCUUCAAUCCAUGUACCCAAUAUUGACGGCAAUAGCAAGCUCGAAGAUAUCGAAACUAUGUCUCACUGUCCCGUUUAACUUGAGUUCUAGUGAUCGUUGUCCUGACGGUGUAGAGAACAAUAGCAGUACGGUGGAAGCUCAACAGCAGCUUAUGCCACUAUUAGUCGAUAUUCGUAUCAAUGGAUAUUCUUCCACGGAACUUAGGCUUAACGUCAUUCGAUUUUUUCUAACGCAUUGUCCUUAUAUCAAAUCUCUUACUGCCCAUCCAAUCAUACCGCGUAUGCCCGACAUAGAAGAAGAGUUAAAUAGCAUCGAGAAGCUUGCUCCAGUUUCCUUGCAAACCCUCAUCGUUUAA
Molecule: messenger RNA, 1119 nt
Organism: Zychaea mexicana
Lineage: Eukaryota; Fungi; Mucoromycota; Mucoromycetes; Mucorales; Lichtheimiaceae
Exons: 2
Coding region: 1-1119 (372 amino acids)
Molecular function (GO): protein binding
Source: RefSeq, a predicted model, not a curated record